This is a messenger RNA of Jaminaea rosea, 666 nucleotides long. Its product is annotated as SNF5-domain-containing protein. Lineage: Eukaryota; Fungi; Basidiomycota; Exobasidiomycetes; Microstromatales. The record is from RefSeq and is a predicted model, not a curated record. The transcript has 2 exons. Gene Ontology annotation, cellular component: nuclear chromosome; nucleus. The annotation marks the transcript as partial. Gene Ontology annotation, molecular function: transcription coregulator activity. Gene Ontology annotation, biological process: chromatin remodeling; regulation of transcription by RNA polymerase II.
CUCGUUGCCAUACGAUUGGAGCUCGACUUUGAAGGGUGGAAGUUGCGCGAUACUUUCACAUGGAACGCGUCAGACGACGUCACCUCGUACGAUGACUUUGCGCGUGGACUCUGCGAAGACUACGGCUUGCCGGACAACAGCUUCAUUCCUCUCAUCCGCGAGGCGAUGGCCACGCAGAUUGCUGAACACGUCCAAACGCAGGCCCUGCGCCCAGAGACGACUAGCAAGGAUACCAAGGGCCGGCUGACAACGCUGCGCAUUCCGAUCAAGCUUGACAUCACUGUUGGCGCCAUGAACCUCGUCGACCAAUUCGAGUGGGACAUUCUUGACGAAGAUGCCUCAGCCGAGACAUUUGCGCACACCUUCGCCGCGGAUCUGGGCCUAACGGGCGAAUUUGAGACGGCCAUUGCCCACUCCAUCCGCGAGCAAGUCGACGUCCACCUGCGCUCGCUCGCUCUGGCAGGCCACUCAUUCGACAGCUUGUACGUCUCCGAUGAUGAGCUGCGCGGCGCCUUCCUCCCUGAGGUAUCGACGGUCUCUCGCUCUGGCCAGGACAUUGAGGACCACACGCCAAGGCUGCUGCAGCUCAGCGAGUUCGAGGUCGAGAAGCUCGAGAGGGAGAGAGAGCGCGACAACAAGCGCAAGAGGAGGCAGACGAGGGGACGC